AGACGAGCUGAAGGUUCUGAUGUUCUGCUCCACAGGCUCUCCUGAAGAAGCACGAGGCCCUGAUGUCGGACCUGUCGGCUUACGGCAGCAGCAUCCAGGCCCUGAAGGAGCAGGCCCAGUCCUGCAGGGACCUGAAGGCCAACGAGUCCCGCCUGAGGGACAUCAACAAGGUGGCAUCUGAACUGGAGUCAGAAGGUCUGAUGGCUGAGGAGGCUCCUAUGGUUCCGGCUCAGCAACAAGAACAUCUGGGUUCUGCUCCUGGAAAGGUGCGUGUUGUCCUCCGCCUCCACCAGAACCAGACGUGGUGUUUAUGUUACCACUCAUUUGUUUGUUUGUUUGUUUGUUUACAGGAUGAAGCCGACUCUAACACGGCGUCACCCUGGAAGACCGUACGGUUGGGCGUUCAGACGACGGCUAACUUUAAUUCCAUCAAGGUAAGAGGAAGCUCUUCCCUUCCUGUCUGAGCGAUCCGUCUCCAGGUUUCUUCGUCCGGCGUCCAGCCCGCUGGCGUCCACCUUCAUCUCACCUUCAUCUCAUCUCACUUCAUUUAUAGUGCAAUACUUUCACAUUAUCAUUUUCCCACACUUCUGUAUACCUGUAUUUUGUUGUUUUUCAAUAAAGAAUGACAAAUUA
This is a messenger RNA of Nothobranchius furzeri (turquoise killifish), 633 nucleotides long. NCBI's taxonomy places the organism in Eukaryota, Metazoa, Chordata, Actinopteri, Cyprinodontiformes, Nothobranchiidae. The record is from RefSeq and is a predicted model, not a curated record.